AUGAGGAUGAGAAAGAAAAAGAGAAAAGGCAAAGCCAAUCCAGAAACUUCUAGAGAGAUAUCUAAUUGGAUUCCAUCAUUCCAUAGCUAUGAAGAUUUCAACCGUCUGACACUACACUCAUUAGAUGGCUUUAUGAUAAUAGUGAGCACAGAUGGAGUGAUAAUUUACGUGGCUGAAAACAUCUCAUCUCUCCUUGGCCACCUACCAGAUGACAUCGUAGGUAAAAAAUUAUUAAGCCUUCUGCCUGAUGAAGAGAAAAAUGAAGUCUACCGAAAGAUUGCUAUCAAACUUCCUUUAUCAAUGUCAGGAAAACAUAUUAAUUUUUGCUGUCAUUUAAAAAGAGGAGAUGCUGAGCAUUAUAGUCACCCUGCUUAUGAAUGUGUGAAAUUCCUCCUGACUAUAAAAGAUAUUUCUGAUGAGCCUUUGGCGCUCCUCCGCAGCUUCUUCCCCAGCCAGCCGUCUUCUGCGGAGUUGCCUUUGGAGGAUCGCUUUUAUCUGGUGGGGACCGUUUGCAUGCUCAGGGCUCAGAUUCUACGGGAACUUUUCGCCAUAAAGGAGGCGGGGAAAGAUGGUCCGCCUAUGCUUUCAGAUUCCCCUGAGGGUCAUCUCUCUUCAGACCACAGAAGUGUCCAAGGCCAAAGAAGAAGUUCUAGAAUGGGACUCCUGAAUGCUGAACCUGAUGGCCCUGCCUCAGAAGAUCAAGUUAACACAGUCGCAGUCGAGCAGUAUGGACCACAAGAAUCUGUUUAUGUAAUUAACAUAGAGUCAGAUACGGCUUAUGACUCCUGUACAUCUUCCUCGGAAAGCACGUCUAAAUCUUCAGCUACAUCAUCUUUGCAGAGCUUUGAAUCUGAUCCUGAGUUGGGACAUGUGAAUUAUAUGGAUGAGGUGGAACAGACGGAGCAUAUGGACCAGAUGUAUGAAAUGGAGGAGGUAGACCAGGUGGAUGAGGGAGAUGAGGAAGACCAGUAUGUUCAAGAGGACGAAGAGGGCCAGAUGUACCAGGUGUUCCAGGAUGAGCAGGAGGACCAGGUGUACCAUCUGUACUAUGACAAGCAAGAUGACCGGGUGUACCAGGUGUACCAAGUAUACCAGGAGGACCAGGUGGACCAGGUGUACCUGGAGGACCAGGAGGACCAGAAGGACCAGGUGUACCAAGUGUACCAGGAGGACCAGGAGGAUCAGGUGGACCAGGUGGACCUAGAGGACCAGGAGGACCAGAAGGACCAGGUGUACCUGGAAGACCAGAAGGACCAGGUGGACCAAGUAUACCAGGAGGACCAGAAGGACCAGGUGGACCUGGAGGACCUGGAGGACCAGGAGGACCCAGAGGACCAGGUGGAUCGGGUGUACCUGGAGGACCUGGAGGACCAGGAGGACCAAGAGGACGAGGUGUACCUGGAGGAUCAGGAGGACCAGGAGGAUCAAGUGUACCUGGAGGACCAGGAGGACCAGGAGGAUCAAGUGUACCUGGAGGACCAGGAGGACCAGGAGGAUCAAGUGUACCUGGAGGACCAGGAGGACCAGGUGUACCUGGAAGACCAGGAGGACCAGGUGGACCAGGAGGAUCAGGAGGACCAGGUGGACCAGGUGGACCUGGAAGACCAGGAGGACCAGGUGGACCAGGAGGACCAAGAGGAGCAGGAGGACCAGGUGGUGCAGGAGCCCCUCCUGUCCUCCAGCAUGGCUGCUGACAUCAGUGACGAGCUGCCGCCGGCAAUCGUAUCCUACCUCGAGAGACGAGAGAUGGAGCUGAUGAAGAAGUUCAGGGAGCAGCUGGAGGAGGAGAGUCAGAUGCUGCAGGCUGACAUCAAAACCCAGAGGGACGCACUGGAAAUCUUGAAGGAGCAGCUUCAGGCCAUGCAGGAUUCCAUGCUUCAGGCGUCCUCCUUGCGCCACGUCCGUAGCCCUGAGCUCCAGUCUUUGGAGCCAGCGGCCAAGAAACAACGCAUCGAGCCAGUGGAGAGUUCUUUCUGGGAUCUCAAGGAGGACAUGUAUUGUUGUGGUCCGUGUUCAUCUGAGUCUUUCCAGUUCCCGGAGGAGCUUGAGGAGCCCUGUGACCUCUCUACCCAGCUGCUCUUCCCGGAGGAGGACAAGUACCUGCAGCAGGAGGAACAGCAGGUGGAGGACGAGAGGCUGCAGGAGCAGCCCCAGAAGCCUGAUUUCAUUGUGGACAACCAGACGCUGCAGAUAUGCCUGCCCGGCCAGACUGGCCUUUCUCUGGCCAUGUUUGAAGACACACUGGUGUUUAUGCAGAACCAGCCCCCCGUUGUUGCUGCCCCUUUACCAACUGAUGAAAACAUCGCGGGCCAGGAAAACCGGAGUCCUGGUUUCCUUCCUGAGGACCAGCUGGGGCCCAGCCCGAGUCCACAGCCACUGUUGCCACACAGCCCCAGUUCAGAGACUCUCUCUUCUACCAGUUUUCCUCAGUCUCCCCCAAGUUCCGAAUCCACCUUAACCACCGUGGAGACCCCCGAGGAUGACACCCAACUGUGGCAAGAGCCCCAAGAGCUGCAGCAUCACCUGUACCUCCGAGGGAGCGCUUGGCCCUCCGGAGAGGAAGCCACCUGGCAGGACCACAUCACCUGGGCCCAGCAGGUGCCCACGCCUGAGGCAGACGUCCAGAGCUCUCUGGAUGGAGACACUGUCCAAGAACAAAUCAGCUGCCUCAUGUCUGUCGAGCAGGCCGACUUGGACGAGUAGCCGCACCAGCUGUGCUUUCACAUCCAGCCUGGAGAGCAGAGGGGGAGGCGGGCUGAGGAGGCCCGCUUGGCCAGGGCUCACAGAGCUCCCUGGAGGCAGGGGUAGGGGGUGGGGUGGGUCCUUAUUUCCUU
Messenger RNA from Phacochoerus africanus (Common warthog), 2834 nucleotides. RefSeq names its product PAS domain containing repressor 1 (gene PASD1). NCBI's taxonomy places the organism in Eukaryota, Metazoa, Chordata, Mammalia, Artiodactyla, Suidae. The transcript is spliced from 15 exons. The record is from RefSeq and is a predicted model, not a curated record. Bases 1 to 2703 code for a protein of 900 amino acids. Gene Ontology annotation, molecular function: DNA-binding transcription factor activity, RNA polymerase II-specific. Gene Ontology annotation, biological process: negative regulation of DNA-templated transcription; regulation of transcription by RNA polymerase II; circadian regulation of gene expression. Gene Ontology annotation, cellular component: CLOCK-BMAL transcription complex.